GGCAUGAAAGACUGGAUGGACCAUCAGAUGCGGGGGGAUGUUGAUCACAAAUGAGGGGCCAUCGGGCCAUGGUCCAAACCACUUGGGGAGUAGUUUGCGCGAAACUCUUCCGCGGAGACCCAAACCAGAUCACCGGCGCGGAUGGGACAUGGCAAGCGACGCCUGUUGGCUUGCUGCUGCAUGCGGACUUGAGCCGUUUGUAUGUUCGCGUGGGCUUGAGCCAGCAAUUCCCUGUACUUCCGGACGGAAGCGGGGGAUCAGCAGCGUCUAUGUCGGAUGUUUGUAGGAGGAGAAGAUCAACGGAAAUACGGCUAGUCACCGUCGAUUCCACAGGUCUGGAGGCACAUGCUUCUGCCACGACACGGUCCCUUGCUUGCACUGACAACGUGCGGAGGACUAACGGGUCUUCAAAGGCUAUCAUGGACCAUGGUGUGGUGCACGGGGCAGAGCAGAGGCUGCAGGAUAGCAUGGGUGAUAGGUCAGCUCAGGCAAUGGAGCAAAGCCCACAACACAGGGAGAGGGUGGAGCAGGGGGCAGAGCAGCGUGCAGAGCGUCCGGGGGUCAGACAGAUUGUCGUGCAGACGGUGGAUCAGAGGGUGGACGAGGUAGUACAGGACUUGACGGGCCAGAGGGUUGAGGAGAGGGUGGAUCAUAGCGCAGAUCGGAGAUUGGAUGAGAGAGCACACCCGUCGGACAUGGAGGGCAUUCGUCCCAUGGUCGUGCAGACUGCAGAGCAGCGUGUGGGGGUGGGUUUGGCCGCGAUGGUGGAGCAGAGGGUGGAACAAAGGGUACAUCCAUGUGCUGCCUUAGGUGCAGAUCCUAGGGUGGAGCAGAGGGUGGAGCAGAGGGUGGAAGUUAGGGUGGAUGUUAGUGUGGAGCACCACGUGGACCAGGGGAGAUCAGACAUCACACGCGAGAGAGUGGGCGAGAGGAUUGAUGAGAGUGUCAUCGGAGAUGAGAGCGGUGUGAUGGUGGAGGAGAGGAUAGAGGAUAGGGAUAGGGAACCCCCGCAGGAGAGUAGUGCACGAGACAUCGCACUCACCGGAGCUUCGUUCUACGGGAUUCCCCCGCUACCCCCACCUCAGGAACGAGCAUCUAAAGGAGUCAUGGGUGGUGUCAACCACGGCUCCAGCCAGGCGACACAGGGAGGGGGACACAGCUUGUUAUUGACGAGUUGUGUACCCUCGACCAGUCUAGCAGGCAUACCGCCGCGGCCCGAACCUGGAGCCAUCCAUUCACGCCACUCAUCCACGCUCAGUGGGGCCUCUAGUCUUCCCACGUCAGUACGACCGUCAUCAUCCAGGAUGAUUUGCACGGCCAUGCGCAGUCCACUUGGGAUGCCCCCGCUUCUAGCACGACGACCAUCAGCCAUCCGCGAUAAUGUCAAGACGAGUCGUGCCGGCAGGAAGAAGAGACAGAGGGAGGACGACAGAGGCGAGGAUCCACCCCCCGCACGCCUCAGAGCAGGCACCGGUCGAGCACGUGGCCGCCCACGUGGCUCGGGCAGAGGACGAGGCAAGCAGCAACAAUCAUGGGCACUGAGUGCACUGGGGGAUGCUGAUGCAGAGACUGCUGAUCUUGGGGAGGGGAUCGCUACAGGUGGCGGUGUCUCAGGCGGUAUUCAUACCAGAUCUCAAGUCGCCGGCAGAGAGAGGCAGAAAACCUCUUCUCACGUGGUGGACGAUGAUCCUGAUGGUGAUGAUCAUGGCAAUACCUCAGAUGAGAUGUCCGGCAAUGACUACGCGGACGAGACUCGUCAAAGGGGUCAAGCUGAGGGAGGAGACGAUAACAACUCCGAUGGCACUGGCGAAAUGGCAGAUUAGAGGGAUGUGGUGUCGUCGAGUUCAUUCUUUUGCGUGCAUGGGGAGUUGUGGCAUAGUGGGUCUCAAGAG
This is a messenger RNA of Chara braunii, 1892 nucleotides long. The record is from the annotation of a GenBank genome assembly. NCBI's taxonomy places the organism in Eukaryota, Viridiplantae, Streptophyta, Charophyceae, Charales, Characeae.